AUGGUACUCCACCGUUACGUAGGAGCGAUCUUGCUUUUGGCAAGCGUGUCAAAUGCAAGCCCUACCCUCCCUUCCAUCUUCGCCCGGGACCCCCCUAAGAUGUUACCGGCGAAAGCGACAGCCAACGACCUCAAAUGGCAGCCAGCGAUGGACUUUGACAAGGACUCGUGCUAUAACACACCAGCAAUCGACGCGCAAGGAAAUAUUGCACCCGGUCUUAGCACGAACAAUGCCGCGGGAGGAGCAGGAUGUCGGGACGCGAGCGACCUCGUAAACAACAACGUGUACUCGCGGCAGCGCUGUAACAACGGGUGGUGCGCCUAUCUAUAUGAUUAUUACAUGGAGAAGGACACCAAGUACCAGAACGCCCCUCUCGGCGGUGGGCACAGGCAUGAAUGGGAACACGUCGUAAUAUGGGUCAAGAACGACCAACUCGAGUACGUCGCCGCGUCAAGACAUGGCGGUUAUACCGUCAAGGAUAAAAACGACCCCGCUGUCCAGAUUGACAGUGGAACGCACGCCAAGAUCGUAUACCACAAGGACGGCGGCAGCACGCACGCCUUCCGGUUCCCCAAGACCGACGGAACGGACGAGCCGCCGGAGAACCACUCGGGAAAGUGGUAUAUAUCUCCUGGACUCGUGUCCUAUAACGGCUUCCCGAGCACGGGACUUCGUGAUAAGCUUGUUAGCUACGACUUCGGCACCGCUACGAUCGCCUUCAAGGAUGCGAAGUUCGCUGAUAACCUGAAGAAAGCUGCGCCUAAAGGUAUUACGUUCGACUUUGGCCGUGAUGAGAAUUCGCCGGGUACCCCCUGA
This is a messenger RNA of Annulohypoxylon maeteangense, 816 nucleotides long. RefSeq names its product NPP1-domain-containing protein. The record is from RefSeq and is a predicted model, not a curated record. The transcript has a single exon. NCBI's taxonomy places the organism in Eukaryota, Fungi, Ascomycota, Sordariomycetes, Xylariales, Hypoxylaceae. The coding region runs from base 1 to 816 and encodes 271 amino acids.